AUGUCCUCUCUCACAACCGCCGAACUCGCCAUCUACGCCGUACUGGUUCUGCCGACACUUUUUGUUUUGUUCAAGCACGGCAAGCCAGGACUGAUAGGUUGGGGGUUUCUAUUCGUCUUCUGCUCUCUCCGCGUCAUCGGAGGUGCUUUGUUUCUCACAGACAGCUCGGCCGCUGUGACCGUCUCGAAUAUUGGCCUGUCUCCUUUGCUCAUCUGCACUGCCGGAUUAUUACACGAAGCGCAAUACUACCGAGAAAAGCCCAGCAGAGCCGAGAAAGUCAAGAUCGUUCUAUUUCACCUGCUCGUUGGUGCAGGAGUUGCCCUUAUGAUAGUUGGACUCUCCGGAGUACAGUCAAAGUCCCCAACUCCAGAUGAUCAAAAGAAGGUCAAGAUUGGUCUGGGAAUCUUGACAGCUUCUUGGGGUUUUCUCGUGUUGCAGGCUAUCCGUGCUGCAUUUGAGAAGGGGUACUCUUCAAGAGAUAAUGUGUUUAUCACACGACUUUUGAUCGCCGUGGCUAUCGGACUUGUCUUCGUUGGAAUCAGAGUCAUCUACACGCUAGUCGCCCUCACUUCAAACGAUGCGGAUUUGAACCCGAUCACCGGUACUUUAGCCGUUCGAGUAGUUCUGUCAUUCUUGCCGGAGCUUAUUGCCGUACUCGUUCACCUGGUCGCGGGUCUUUUGACACGUGACAUCCGUGCCUUGUCCGAAAGGGAAGAUAAGACACGGGACAGUCUCGACUCAGUGGCGUGA
Fusarium sp. VM40 is the source of this 750-nucleotide messenger RNA. The record is from the annotation of a GenBank genome assembly. NCBI's taxonomy places the organism in Eukaryota, Fungi, Ascomycota, Sordariomycetes, Hypocreales, Nectriaceae.